CCACCCAAGUCCCCAACAUUCAGACACAGAGGAAGGAGCUCUUUACUGAAACAGCUGAGGUUUUCCGCUGGUGGGGGUGUUUCUGGGGGAUGUUUUUUUUUUUUUUCUUCUGCAGAGGAAAGAGGCUGAUGCUGUUCUUCAUUCUCUGGGAACGUACCGAGCGAGGAUCCAUCUCUCAGCCUUCUGCUGCUGUUUCACAGCCGGGAGUUUAAACCUGGACACACCUGAGCUCCCCCUGUUGGCGGCCGUCGUUGAACCAACCAGCGCUCACAUUGAACCAUGAAGAUCCUCCUCCUCCUGCUUUGCCUUCUGACGCUUGGCCACACUAAACCCUACAAGCCUGUUGACGUCAUGGACCUCAUGAAAAGCAACAACAUCAUGUUGGCAGAUUGGGAUGAUGAUGACGACGACGAUGACAAUGAUGAUGACGACGAUGACGAUUAUGAUGAUGAGGACUGCCCGGCUCACUGCCGCUGUUCAUCGGAGGUGGUGCAGUGCUCCGAUCAGGAUUUAAUUUCUGUCCCUAAGAAGAUUCCUGAAGACACAGUGAUGAUUGACCUGCAGAACAACGACAUCACUGAAAUCAAGGAGGACGACUUUAAAGGCCUCAACAGGCUUUAUGGUCUAUUUCUGAUCAACAACAAGAUCUCCAAGAUUCAUCCUAAAGCCUUUAGAAACAUGGAUCAUCUCAGGCUGCUUUAUCUGUCUUACAACCGGCUGACUGAGAUUCCAGCCAAUCUGCCUCCCAACGUCAUCGAGCUGCGUUUCCAUGAGAACAACAUCAACAGGAUCCAGAAGGAGGCAUUUAAAGGCCUGAGGAAGCUGCAUGUUUUGGAGCUGGGAGCCAACCCCCUGGCCAACAGUGGGAUCCAGCCGGGAGCCUUCGACGGUCUGUCCACUCUCUACAUCGGGAUAGCAGAGGCCAAACUAACAAGUGUCCCUAAAGACUUCCCAUCUUCAAUCACAGAGCUGAGUCUGGACUACAACAAGAUCUCCAAGGUGGAGGUGGAGGACUUCAAGAGAUAUAAAAACCUGCAGAGGUUAGGACUGGCCUUCAACCAGAUCCGGUCUGUGGAAAACGGCAGCCUGGUCAGCAUCCCAAAUGUCCGGGAGAUCCAUCUGGACCAUAACCGUUUAAAAAAGGUCCCACCGGGCCUGGGCUCACUGCGCUACCUACAGGUGAUUUUCCUUCAUGCCAACAAAAUCGGCAAUGUGGGAUUCAACGACUUCUGUCCAAAAUCUUCCUACGAGAAGAAGAACCUGUACAACGCCAUCAGCCUGUACGCUAACCCGGUGAAAUACUGGAGCAUACAGCCGGCCGCCUUCCGCUGCGUGGCCAGCCGACGGGGCAUCCAGUUCGGGAACUUCAGGAGGAAGUAGAGCAACAAGGCGGCGGCUCAGAAACAGACCCGGCGUCCUAUAAAAGGGAAGGUGAUGAAAUCAGCGCCUGGAGGCAGAAAACCAUCAAAUUAGACCAAUUUCUCAUUAUUCUGCAGUAUGUUAGAAACGGAGGGAGAUGCUGCCGACGCCCGUUUAUUCUGUUAUGAAUGUUGACUCUUCAGUCAUGAAUAACAGAAGAAGGUUCUUACUGUAACAAUGGGAAAUAAUAAAUAUAAUAAAAAUCAAUGCUUGGGGGGGGGGUUCUAACCAUAUUUCUCUUUUUAUUAUAAAACCACUUUUUUCUUUGCUUUAAAUAAAGAUGCUUUUUGUUGUUUUCAUUCUAGCUUGGCUGAGAUGGAGCCGAUAGUCCAACUUGUUUUUGUUGCUUUUGUAAAACAUUAGACAUUAUAAUUUCCAGAAAAGACUAAAACUGUUACAAAGUAAUUGUUUAGAAUGCUUACCUCUCCUGAAAAACUCUGGAGUUAAAAGUGGGUAAAGUUUUACAGCAGUUUGUGGCUUAGGAGGCGUCUGAGCGGAUGUAUGUAAUCUCUCUGCAUGCUUGUGUUGUCUGUAUUUAGAGGCUGAGGUCAGGUUGGGUCAGAAGCUGGGGUCCUCUGCAGGGCUGAGGACAAACUGAUCCUACAGAACUCAAAGUUUGGAUCAUCCAGGUCGUUUCAGCGCCGCCAACGUCGGAGCAUCUUCUCUCUAAACAUGUCUCCUCUGAAAUGGUGCUAUAUUUAUUGAGGAUGUCUUUAAUAAACCUCAAACACCUCAAACAUU
Molecule: messenger RNA, 2160 nt
Organism: Cyprinodon variegatus (sheepshead minnow)
Lineage: Eukaryota; Metazoa; Chordata; Actinopteri; Cyprinodontiformes; Cyprinodontidae
Gene: aspn
Product: asporin-like
Exons: 8
Coding region: 280-1380 (366 amino acids)
Molecular function (GO): protein binding
Source: RefSeq, a predicted model, not a curated record